CGUUCUCCGAGUGCUGGUCGCACUGUAGAGCGUAAAUUUCUGAUUUUUAAGGUAAAUCAGUGGUUGGCGGUCUCACUUGUUCCACUGUCAGGGUCUCGGAGCUACUAUGGGCCUAAAACCCCAGCACCCGGCCUUCCCCUGCAAGCUGAGUCACACGGCGCCGAUACUCGUCGGGAAGAAGCCCUGAAGUUGAAGAGGAAAGAAGAGGAGUCAGGCAUGGCUCUUUCUCAGGGAUCGUUGACAUUCACUGAUGUGAACAUAGAGUUCUCUCAGGAAGAGUGGGAAUGCCUGAACCCUGCUCAGAGGACUUUGUACAGGGACGUGAUGCUGGAGACCUACAGGAACCUGCUCUCUGUGGAUGAUGGCUUUCAGAAUGUUUUAUGCUACUUCGUGGGUAUCAGAUAUAUGCAAGAUAUCUUUUACAAACCUGUGAUCAAGAAAUUACAACUGAAAACAAACUCUGAUAGAGGAGAGGUAUUCAAGUCAUGGAUACUGGGAAGACCUGAAAGGAAUGAAAUGGACCUUUCUUACCUUAGGGUCAUUCAGGAAAAUAUAUAUGACUUUCAGUCUAAGCAGAAAGAUGAGGAAGAAAAUUACAAAGGAAUGCUUAUAACCCAUAAUGAAAAUCUAACUGAUAAUAAAGAUCAACAUGAUGAAAGUGUUUCCAGCAUCAAGCCUAUUGAAAAUUGGCUUGCCUUAAGCUUUCAGAAUGAACUGCAUAUUUUUAAAAGUGAAGACAAAACUGAUAAAUUCAUUCAAGCUGACAAGAUUCUCAACAGUUGUGCCCCAUUUUCACUGCUUCAAAGAAUUUCUUCUAGUGUAGAAAUGAAUGUUUCUGAUAUAUAUUGGAGUAAUUACAUGCAUCCUUUAAUAGUGACACAAAACCAGGAAGCACAGAGGGAAAGACUUUACAAAUGUGGUGAAGAUGGCAAAAUCUUUCUUCAGAGAUCAAACCUCAGUAGACAUCAGGUCGUCCAUACAGAGGAGAAACUACAUAUAUGUGAUGUAUGUGAAAAAGUCUUUAGUCAAAAUUCACACCUUGCAGAUCAUCAGAGAAUUCAUACUGGAGAAAAACCUCACAGAUAUAAUGAGUGUGGCAAGCUCUUUGGUCAAAAAACACACCUUACAAAUCACUUGAAAAUUCACACUAGAGAGAAACCUUACAAAUGCAAUGAGUGUGGCAAGUUCUUUAGUCAAAAAGCAACCCUUACAUGUCAUCAGAGAAUUCAUUCUGGAGAGAAACCCUACAGAUGUAAUGAGUGUGGCAGGGUCUUUAGGGAAGAGGCAACCCUUGUGUUUCAUCAGAGAAAUCAUACUGAUGAGAAACCUUAUAAAUGUAAUGAGUGUGGGAAGUCCUUCCNUUUUCUGGGCUAA
Messenger RNA from Odocoileus virginianus texanus, 1374 nucleotides. The record is from RefSeq and is a predicted model, not a curated record. NCBI's taxonomy places the organism in Eukaryota, Metazoa, Chordata, Mammalia, Artiodactyla, Cervidae.